This is a messenger RNA of Psylliodes chrysocephalus, 725 nucleotides long. The record is from the annotation of a GenBank genome assembly. Lineage: Eukaryota; Metazoa; Arthropoda; Insecta; Coleoptera; Chrysomelidae.
ACCCCUAUUAUAAUAAUCGUUUGUGUGCCACUGCUUAAACUAAUACUUUUGAUAAGAAUUUCUGGAAACCCGUUUUGUAAAAUAAUCAAGUUUAAGAUGCCAAAUUAUAAAUACACGAAAAACGCAAAACAAAAAUUGUCGCUUAACUAAUACAAAUUGAAUUACAGAUAAUGACGAGCUAAAUACGCCGACCACUGUGGAUUCACUCUCAGUAUUUGGAAAAUUGCUCUCCGUCAUCGUCGUCAAAAAUGGUCUCGAAAAUUAUAUUGCCGUUAAGUGUUUUGGUAUUGUGGUGUUCCUGCUUAGUGACAUGUGAAAAUGCAAUAAUAGAGGAUUGUGGAUCAGUGGAUGGAUCGAUAGUAAAAGUUGACGUAGCAGGUUGUGAAAACCUUGACCGAUGUCCAUUGAAAAAAGGCUUAAACGCAACUUUAACGGCAACAUUUACGUCAAAUGUUAACUCAAAUUCACUAAAAGCAGUAGUACAUGGACAAAUUGGACCAAUAAGCUCAAGGUUUAUUUUACCUAACCCAAAUGCUUGCACAUCAGGCGUGGCUUGUCCUAUAAAACCUAAUGAAUCAUAUACCUAUGUUCUCAAUAUUUUUGUGAAGUCUUCAUAUCCCAGGCUUAACGUUGGCAUCAAAUUUGAACUGCAAGAUGACCAGGGUAAAGAUGUUAUUUGUGCUCUAAUUCCAGCAAAAAUUGUAAAUAAAUCAUAUACAAAUUAG